AUGAUAAGCGAACUCAUAGAGGCUUUUACUGGAGACCAGGGUCUUGAUACCAUGGGGUUUCCUCUCCUCCAUAAAGAGAAGAUUUUCAACGAGUGGGAAUCCCAGAAAAGGCAUGUUGUUUGUAUUCAAGAUCCAAGUCACCAUAGCCUUUAUACAGAGACAGGGACGUUGAAGAAAGGCUCCGAAAUUCUUCCUACGUUGCGAUGUGCUCGAGGAUCAACAUCUUUGGAGUCAUUUCACUUACACCUUGCCAGAUUUAUCCCAGGUUCCACUGCGUCAGACGUCUUGUUUCAAGCAUACCUUCUUGACGGUAUUGUGAGAUGGAAUGAAGACCGUGCUAGACAGACUGUCAAAGACUACAUGCCAGGACCUUCAAGCUACAGUGGAAUUCUUAGGCAUGCUGCCAACGACAUAAGCCACAAAGUCCUACAUAAGAAAAUCAUACCAGAAUAUCAACCACCUAGGAAAUAUACAGGUGAGCUGAUUGGUGUGGAGUACUUGUAUGAUCAGACUGGCAGGGCCUUGCAGGAGUUCUCCUUGGAUCCAGAUUCUUUAGACAGUGACCAGGUAGAGACCCAGCUUGAUGCCAUUGAUGACCAGAUUGAUGAGGGUUUUGAGGAGGUAGAGGUGGAGGACAUGACAGUCCCGCUUGUCGAUGUUGAGCAGUUGUCCGACAGCAAUCAACCACAGACUAGAGCUCCCGGUGAGUCAAAGAUUUAUGGACCUAGCCCAUCUACCUCAGCUUCUACUUCAUCUUCAAUAACUGACGACUCAUCGAAGGGAACCAAUUCAAGUAUAGACCCUGAUGAUGAAACACUUGAUCAAGACAACAUUCCCGGCUAUGACAGAGUAGAGACAUUGGCAGAAUACCUUUUCAGCAUAAGGGAGCAGGUUCAGUCCCUGACUAACAAACAGGCCAAGCAUGUGGUACAUCUGUGGAAUGAUCUCUACGAAUUUGACAAACAAGGGUCGAGGUUAUCUCCCCGCUUUCAAUCAUCAUUACAGAAGGGAAGAUUUCGAUCGACACGUAAAACAGCAGUCACUCCAGGAAUUGACAGUGCUAAAAGAUGUUUCUUAGGCUCGGGUUCAGGACCAGCUCAGUGGCCAGAUGCCAACAGGUACAUGAAGGUUCUGAUCACCAAGCUCCUUUCAGCAGUACAGUCUCCAAUCAAACUCAAGUCCAAGACAAUUCAGAGGUAUUCUGUUGUGUGUCAACUUUACAAGGACAUUCGAAGGAAAAUAGUGGAGAACUCCUUUAUCAUGGACAACACGAACAUCAUGCUUCUUGAAAUCAACCAGAAAACUCUUGGUACUUUUGACCAGAAGAAGACUGCUGCCGAAGGUAUUCGCAUUCUCGAGCAAGGUAUUUCUUUACCCCUGCCACCAAUGACUGCUACAAGGACACUCCCCCCUCUACGACCAAAGCCUUUGCCAAUGCUUAAAGCUCCCAUUCCUCCAUCUCAUGCGCACGAAUUUGUUCUUCCCCCUAUUACGGCUGGAACUGGUGGAGCUAGGAAACCAGUCACGAAAAGGCCUGUUGAGAAACUAUCUCCAACUUUUGUUUCCCAGUAUCCAGACCUGCCAAAAAGCACACUUUGGUACCAAAGGAAGCAACUACAGAAGAAAACGGCAGGAGAAUGUGUUAGGCUAAACACUAGAAGAAGACCAACACAAGCCUACACAUGCAAGAAGUGUGGCAAGGUCAGAUCCAAUCAGACUCACAAGCAGUUUUCAGGAUACUGGUGGUGUGAAGAGACAUCUACAGAGACAGAGUCUGAUUGGAGGGAGAGGUGUAGGCAGCUUACAGCUCAAAAAAAGUCAAAGACUGAGUGACAAUUAAUAAUUGUUAGCAUUAUUUAUAAAUUUCAAACACUCAGCUGUAUUUAUUUCUUAAAAAAAUGCAAAAACAGUUAUUCUGAUAUAUUUGGCUAUUUAAUAGUAUUUAUUUCCACUUUCAAAUUGACAAAUUUCUUCCUACACUUCUUCUAAUGCUGCCGUGACUUUCUACAAAGAGGAGCACUUACAGAAGCUGAGAGGUAACCCUCUUAUUUUUCAGGACCGUCCGGUCCACAUGGUUGCAUUGGGCAAACAAAUCUUGAAGUUAAGACUACAUUGGCUGCCAUUGUAUUUUAACGAUGCCGUUGUGCAUAAUCUUUUAGGUUCUUACGGCAAAGUUCUUGAUGUAAAGAGAUUAUCCUUUUUUAGUAAAGGAGUAAGAAUUGAGAAUGGAAUAAGGGAGGUUACCCUAGAGGUAACCGAGGUGGAGAGGCAGUCCAUCCCUCAUUUACUGAAGUUUGAGGAUGGUCUUGCUGUGUUGAUAACUAUAUUUGGUAGACCACCCUUAUGCUUGAGAUGUUCGCAAGUGGGGCAUCUCCAACGUA
Molecule: messenger RNA, 2381 nt
Organism: Ruditapes philippinarum (Manila clam)
Lineage: Eukaryota; Metazoa; Mollusca; Bivalvia; Venerida; Veneridae
Exons: 4
Coding region: 1-1833 (610 amino acids)
Source: RefSeq, a predicted model, not a curated record